AGGUAAAAACCAGAGAAUGGCAAAUAGUCUCUCCAUUCCUUUGAUCCUUAUUAUAUCUCAGUUGUACCUUCAAAUAUGGUUCCUCAAGAUUGAUGCGAAAGUUACAUCAAUUAUAGUGUUUGGAGAUUCCACAGUAGAUUCCGGGAACAAUAAUUAUCUUCCGACGAUUCUGAAAAGUAAUUUCAUGCCUUAUGGUCGUGAUUUUGACGGUGGGAAGCCCACCGGAAGGUUUUCCAAUGGCCGGAUUCCAACAGAUUUCAUAUCUGAGGCCUUUGGACUCAAAGAAACUGUCCCUGCUUAUUCAGAUCCAGCUUAUAAUAUAUCAGAUUUUGCUACAGGCGUCUGCUUUGCUUCGGCUGGGACUGGUUAUGAUAAUCUUACAUCUCGAGUGCUUAAUGUAAUGCCUCUUUGGAAGGAAUUAGAAAAAUACAAGGAAUAUCGAAAGCGGCUAAAAGGCUAUCUAGGCACCAACAAGGCAGAAGAGAUCUUAACACAUGCUCUAUACAUUAUCAGUAUGGGAACAAACGACUUCUUAGAGAACUACUAUUUGCUUCCACACAGGCAAUUACAGUAUACCGUGGAAGAAUACCAGAAUUUCUUAACAGGCAUUGCAAGAACUUUCAUCAAACAAAUAUAUAAACUUGGAGCCCGGAAAAUAUCAUUAACUGGGCUUCCUCCAAUGGGAUGUUUGCCACUGGAGAGAACAACAAAUUUCUUAUUUGGAAGAGAUUGCAUACAAAAGUACAACAAUGUGGCUAAGGACUUCAAUAACAAGUUACAAGCAUUAGUUUCGACGCUUAGCAAGGAGCUUUAUAAACUUCAAUUGGUGUUCUCCAACCCAUACGAUAUUCUUUACGAGAUUAUUCAGAAGCCUGAAUCAUUCGGAUUCGAGAACGAGGCAUUUGCAUGUUGUGGGACAGGAGAGUUUGAGAUGAGUUAUUUGUGUAUUGAACUCAAUCCAUUUACAUGUAGAGAUGCAAAUAAGUAUGUAUUUUGGGAUUCAUUUCACCCUACUGAGAAAACAAAUGCCAUAAUGGCGAAUUACGCGGUCAAAACUACUCUAUCUGUGUUUCAAUAGAGAUUUGAAUUAUUUGCAGUAUUUACUUAAUUAAAUAUUAUAUUUGUCCAA
Olea europaea var. sylvestris is the source of this 1129-nucleotide messenger RNA. RefSeq names its product GDSL esterase/lipase At4g26790-like. The record is from RefSeq and is a predicted model, not a curated record. The transcript is spliced from 3 exons. Lineage: Eukaryota; Viridiplantae; Streptophyta; Magnoliopsida; Lamiales; Oleaceae. Gene Ontology annotation, molecular function: hydrolase activity, acting on ester bonds. The coding region runs from base 17 to 1078 and encodes 353 amino acids.